AUGGCUUCUCUCUCCAUUGCUUCCGUUAACUUUAGGUUAUGUCCUUUACCCUCUUCUCCAAAGGUUUCCACUCACGGCUUCGUUCAAUUCGCUCGAUUCAACAAGGUCGCUGACUCGUCGUCGAUUCUUACCUCAACUCACUGCAUUUCUGGGCUUCGUGCGGUUUUUCCUCAGAAGAUUUCGUCAAUUGUUUCUCCUAAUUCUCAGAGGCUUCAGUCUCUUACCGUUUUCGCUCAUAAGGGCUACAAGAUAAAGACCCACAAGGCCUCAGCGAAGCGGUUCAGGGUGACGGGUAGGGGGAAGAUAGUGAGGAGGAGAUCAGGAAAGCAGCACUUGUUAGCUAAGAAGAACAAUAAGAGGAAAUUGCGUCUAUCGAAAAUGACCGAAGUGAGCCGGAGCGACUAUGACAACGUAAUCGGUGCUCUACCCUACCUGAAAGUCAAUCGAAAGGCGACUUAA
Arabis nemorensis is the source of this 459-nucleotide messenger RNA. The record is from the annotation of a GenBank genome assembly. Lineage: Eukaryota; Viridiplantae; Streptophyta; Magnoliopsida; Brassicales; Brassicaceae.